This is a messenger RNA of Anisakis simplex (herring worm), 234 nucleotides long. NCBI's taxonomy places the organism in Eukaryota, Metazoa, Nematoda, Chromadorea, Rhabditida, Anisakidae. The record is from the annotation of a GenBank genome assembly.
AUGUGUAUAAUAAAGGAUGGACGUUCGGUGUCACCGAGAAGUGUACAGCAACAUUUAAGCAAUAGCAACGGUGGAGGUUUAGCACAGCUGGCCGCAGUGGCCAGUGCGGCAGCACAGAACCCGGUGCAUGCCCUUUACCAGCAGUUACUCUCGAACGCAACUGCGCACUCACAACUACUACAGAACAUUGCGGUUGCGAACACUCAACAACAACAACAACAACAACAACAACAA